AUGCAAAUUUUCGUGCGUUCAUAUGCGGGGGAAUCUCUCCCCGUUGAGGUGUCGGCCACCUCGACGGUGCUCGAGCUCAAGCAACACCUGGAGGCACGAUUAGGUGUUGCUGCGUCCGUGCAGCGCCUUUUCCUCGGCGUUUCUGCCGUCGAUGAUGCGGUGACUUUGGAGGAGGCGGGUGUUGAGGAGAUAGGGACAUCUGACAAUGAGGAGUCAUAA
Eimeria mitis is the source of this 219-nucleotide messenger RNA. RefSeq lists its product as uncharacterized. Gene Ontology annotation, molecular function: protein binding. The record is from RefSeq and is a predicted model, not a curated record. The coding region runs from base 1 to 219 and encodes 72 amino acids. NCBI's taxonomy places the organism in Eukaryota, Apicomplexa, Conoidasida, Eucoccidiorida, Eimeriidae. The transcript is spliced from 3 exons.